Messenger RNA from Eubalaena glacialis (North Atlantic right whale), 1642 nucleotides. It is a transcript of the gene GIN1, whose product is annotated as gypsy retrotransposon integrase 1. The record is from RefSeq and is a predicted model, not a curated record. Bases 70 to 1641 code for a protein of 523 amino acids. Lineage: Eukaryota; Metazoa; Chordata; Mammalia; Artiodactyla; Balaenidae. Gene Ontology annotation, molecular function: nucleic acid binding. Gene Ontology annotation, biological process: DNA integration. The transcript is spliced from 8 exons.
CGGCAGCACCACAUAAGUCGCGAGAGGAAGCUUAAAUCUUGACGCUUGCGUUUAGGACCACUUCGGUUCAUGAUGGUUCGUAGUGGAAAAAAUGGUGACCUUCAUCUUAAACAGAUUGCAUAUUAUAAACGAAUUGGUGAAUAUCAUCCAACUACACUGCCUAGUGAGAGAAGUGGCAUAAGAAGAGCAGCAAAAAAAUUUGCCUUCAAAGAAAAAAAGCUGUUUUAUGUCGGAAAAGACAGAAAACAAAAUCGUUUGGUAAUUGUUUCAGAAGAAGAAAAAAAGAAAGUCCUGAGAGAAUGCCAUGAAAAUGACACUGGAGCCCAUCAUGGCAUAUCCAGAACCCUUACUCUAGUGGAAUCCAGCUACUAUUGGACUUCUGUGACCAAUGAUGUCAAACAGUGGGUAUAUGCUUGUCAGCAUUGCCAAGUGGCAAAAAAUACGGUUAUUCUAGCACCUAAACAGCACCUUCUCAAAGUGGAGAAUCCAUGGAGUAUAGUUACUGUUGAUCUGAUGGGCCCAUUUCAUACAAGCAGCAGAAGUCAUGUAUAUGCUAUAAUCAUGACAGAUUUGUUCACAAAAUGGGUUGUGAUUUUGCCUCUUUGUGAUGUUUCAGCAUCAGAAAUUUCUAAAGCUAUUAUCAAUAUAUUUUUCUUAUAUGGACCUCCUCAGAAAAUAAUAAUGGACCAAAGAGAUGAGUUCAUUCAUCAGAUCAAUGUAGAACUGUGUGAAUUGUUUGGUACAAAGCAAAUUGUAAUUUCUCAUGCCUCCCAAACUAUUAAUCCAACUGUAAGUACACCUAGCACAAUCAAAACAUUUCUUUCCAAACACUGUGCUGACUACCCAAACAACUGGGAUGAUCACCUAGCAGCUGUUUCAUUUGCCUUCAAUGUUACUCACUUGGAACCUACUAAAAAUACACCAUAUUUUCAAAUGUUUAAUCGAAAUCUUUACAUGCCUGAGACUUCAGAUAUUCUUCGUGAAGUGGAUGGUAAUAAUACAAGUAUGUUUGCCAGAAUUCUAGGUGCAAUUAAAGAAGCUGAUAAAAUAAUGGAGAAUAAGACAACUUCAGUGGGCCAGAUGGAGAACAACAGUUUUGAUGAACUAAAUAAAAGCAAAAUCAUUGUUAAAAAGAAACCAAAGCAAUUAAAUCCAUUUCAUCUAAAAGUGGGUCAUGAAGUUUUAAGACAAAGGAAAAACUGGUGGAAGGAUGGUCGUUUCCAAUCUGAAUGGGUUGGUCCUUGUGUCAUAGACUAUAUUACAGAAAAUGGAUGUGCUGUUCUGAGAGACAACACUGGGACUAGACUUAAAAGACCCAUCAAAAUGUCCCACCUCAAGCCCUAUGUAAGAGAAUCCAGUGAACAAGACAGUCUUUAUCUCUUACAAGGUUCAGUAGUGGCAGAUCAUGACUACAUUGGAAUGCCUGAAAUUUCAGUUGGAGCAUACCAAGCAAAUAUUCUGGUAGAAGAUGCAACUAUUGGAGUAGUCGACAAUGAAUUACUGACAUCAAGCAAGGAUCGUGAACUGUUAGAAUAUAGAAAUGCCAAAAUUUCUCCCUUGAUAGACGAUCAUAGUACUCUUGAAAAGCAGACUUUUAGUCUCUUGGACUCUUCAAACCAAGUCCUUGAGUACUUAAGUUAGU